AUGAAGAACCUCCAAAAAUGGUUCAUCACUGUUUUGUUCCUCACUAUUGCUUCUCUAAAGAAUGUAUCAGGUGCAUUUGUGGGAAUAAACAUAGGCAGCGGUGUUUCUGAUCUACCUUGGGCUUCAAACAUCGUUGCCAUUCUAAAAUCUCAUCAAAUCAAUCAUGUGCGUCUCCAUGAUGCCAAUCCUCACAUGCUGCAAGCCCUAUCAAACACUGGCAUUGAAGCUAUUGUUGGUGUUCCCGACGAAGAGAUACUGAAAAUCGGGGAAUCGCCAUCCGUUGCAGCGUCAUGGAUCAGCAAAAACGUAGCAGCGUACAUGCCUCAUACAAACAUCACAACAAUAGCACUUGGUAGUGAAGUUCUCACAUCAAUCCCAAAUAUUGCUCCUGUUCUUGUUCCUGCUAUGAGUCAUCUUUACAGUGCUUUGGUUGCUUCAAAUCUUCAUUUUCGCGUCAAAGUAUCGACGCCUCAGUCCAUGGAUUUAAUCCCUAAGCCUUUUCCUCCAUCUACAGCUAGCUUUAACUCAUCAUGGAACUCAACUGUUUACCGAAUCCUUCAGUUUUUGAAGAAUACAAAUUCUUCUUAUAUGUUGAAUGCUUAUCCUUAUUAUGGUUAUACUAAAGGAGACGGUAUUUUCCCGAUCGAGUACGCUUUACUUCGAUCGCUUCCUUCUGAUAAGAAAAUUGUUGAUCCGAACACGCUGUUCCGUUAUGACAGUAUGUUUGAUGCUAUGGUGGAUGCUACUUAUUAUUCUAUAAAAGAUUUAAAUUUCAAUGAUAUACCAAUUGUUGUUACAGAAUCUGGCUGGCCGCGAUUAGGCGGAUCCAACGAACCCGAUGCGAAUGUAGAAAAUGCUGAGGCCUAUGUUAAUAAUUUGAUUAGGAGAGUACUUAAUGAUUCAGGUCCUCCUAGUCAACCAAACAUAGGAAUUACUACAUAUUUAUAUGAACUGUUUGAUGAAGAUAAGAGAAUAGGACCUAUAAGUGAGAGACAUUGGGGACUUUUUCAUACUACUAAUGGAAGUAGUGUUUAUCCUUUGAGUUUUGGUGGUUCUGAUCAGAUUUUCGGAAAUUCUUCCAAGUCGUUUUGCGUGGCUAAAGAUGGCGCAGAUGCUGAAAAGAUGGAAGCUGGUUUGGAUUGGGCUUGUGGACAAGGCCGGGCUAACUGUGCUGCUGUUCAAGCAGGGAGGCCUUGCUAUUUCCCCAAUAAUGUGAAAAGUCAUGCCUCUUAUGCUUAUAAUGAUUAUUAUCAAAAAAUGCGUAGUGUUGGAGGAACUUGUGAUUUUGAUGAUACAGCUAUAAUAACUACCGAGGAUCCAAGCUAUGGAUCAUGUAUAUAUACGGGAAGUUCUAAUGCAAGCACCGGUAGUGGUGAGAGCUUUUCUUCUAUGGCACUUGGACCUGUAGGUCCUGUUGAUGCAAGUUUGAGGAUGCAAGUGUCUAGCCUUCACUAUGUAUUCUCUUUUAUGAGUAUACUUUUGGCUUUGAUGUUGUUAUGA
Messenger RNA from Vicia faba (fava bean), 1500 nucleotides. The record is from the annotation of a GenBank genome assembly. NCBI's taxonomy places the organism in Eukaryota, Viridiplantae, Streptophyta, Magnoliopsida, Fabales, Fabaceae.